Messenger RNA from Melospiza melodia melodia, 2452 nucleotides. RefSeq names its product meiosis specific with OB-fold (gene MEIOB). Lineage: Eukaryota; Metazoa; Chordata; Aves; Passeriformes; Passerellidae. Bases 278 to 1699 code for a protein of 473 amino acids. Gene Ontology annotation, biological process: resolution of meiotic recombination intermediates. The transcript is spliced from 14 exons. The record is from RefSeq and is a predicted model, not a curated record. Gene Ontology annotation, molecular function: single-stranded DNA binding; single-stranded DNA 3'-5' DNA exonuclease activity.
CCAGGAGGAGGCUGAAGGGUCAGUGAGGAGAAGCUGAAGAGUCCAGGAGGAGGCUGAAGGGUCAGUGAGAGGCACCUGAGGGGAAUGGCGGAUGUGUGAGGAGGUCUCUGAUGGGUUGAGGGGUCCCUGAGUGGGGCAGCUCUGCUUCAGCUCUCAGAACCCAGAGAAUUUAAAAUCCUAAAUGACCAUUUUAAUCUGCCUCUGAUACAGGUGUUCCAGUGGUGGUUCCUUUUGACACGACCCAGCUGGUGUGGGGUACAGCAGUUUCAGAUAAAGAAUGGCUCACUCUCGUUCAGCACGGGACUUUGUUGCACUUUCAGAUCUGCAUCCAAACCUUGCUCGUCCUAAUGUAAUCGGGCUGGUUAUUGGGAAAACAGAUGUCAGAAGCUUUCCAGACCGAAAAAACAUUGGCACUGAGAGAUACACCUUCAGUUUCACCAUUCGUGAUUCCCCAACUUAUUUCAUUAAUGUCCAGUCCUGGGGCAGAGAAGAGUACAUCAGAUCCCUCUCAGAAAGCUUCAGGGUUGGUGACUGUGUUACAAUUGAAAAUCCAUUAAUUCAGUCAAAGGAAGCAGAAAGAGAAGAAAAAUUCAACCCUGUAACUCCUAGUGGCUACAAAUUAUUGCUCAGUGAAAAUCACUCUGUGGUUAAAACCUCCUCCUGCUACGACACAGACACCAGGCUCCUGGCCCUGCUGCACCUGCCUGUCAAGGACCCUCAGGAUUAUUAUUCUCUGGGGGACAUCGUGGCCAAUGGACAGAGCCUCCAUGGGAGAGUCCUCAACGUGCUGGCAGCUGUCAUGGCAGUUGGGGAGCCAAAGUAUUUCAUGACUUCAGACAAAAGGAAAGGCCAGAGGUGUGAAGUAAAGCUGUAUGAUGAAACAGAGAGGUCUUUCCCAAUAGUAUGCUGGGAUAAUGAAUCCAUCCAGCUGGCACAGAGUUGGAUCCCCCAAGAAACAGUUAUAUUUGCAUCAGAUGUGAGAAUCAAUUUUGACAAAUUUAGGAACUGCAUGACUGCAACUGUGAUAUCCAAAACCAUCAUUACAACUAACCCAGAAACAGCAGAAGCAAAUGUUCUCUUCAGCUUCAUCAAAGAGAGUGCCCAGGCAGGAGCUCUGCCCAGCCCCAUGAAGGAGCUGCCAAAUGAAACCAUUAACUUGGAGACUGUAGUGGAUGUCUACACAGUGGAACAGCUGAAAGAAAAAGCUCUCCAGAGUGAUGGGAAGCUGGAGCCUGUCCAUGGAAUUAUUUAUGGCUACAUUUCCACCCUGGACAUCGACGAGAGCGUGUCCAGAGUCCUGCGCAACAGAUGCUCAGUGUGCCGGUUCAUCGUGAAUGAGGUGUCAAACACCUGCACCUUCUGCACCGACGUCUCUCCAGAGGCCAAGUCCACCUUUGCCAGCUUUGACAUCCUGGUGGAUGUGACAGACCACACAGGCACCCUGCGCUCCUGCUACCUGGCUGACUGUGUGGCUGAGGACACCCUGGGCUGCACAGUCACUGAAUUCCUCAUGCUGGAAGAUGACCAGAGGACUGCAAUGAAAUGGCAACUCCUCUUGGAACGAAGCAAGAUUUACUUCAAAGUUACUUCAUCACCCAAUUGGAGAACUGGAUUAAAAGUGAAUCUUCUUUCCUGCAAACUGGCAGAUCCCAUAGAGGCCAGUCAGAGCUUGUUGGGAAGAGACUGGAAUUAUUUAUAAAUGCUAGGAAAGGCUUCCUUCACUCUCUAGUUAGAGAUGGAAUUCUGCUGUUGUUAGGUUUUGCCAAGUCCGUUCUGAUGGUAAAGGAGAAGUGCACGUUACAAUACCUCUAAGUGAGCUUCUGAGUUAAUAUUUUUGGGUGAUUUUACUUUAAAAAGUAUACCUGGGCCUCAGCCUAAAUGUUAAUUCUAAAAAUUCAACUCCUUUCAAGGGGGCUGGAAAUUUCCUCACUCAGCUGAGAUCUUUGAAAAAAUCAGAAAUAACAAAUAGGUUAAAAGAGAUCUAUUGAACUUGUGUGGUUUUAACUGUUUUUGUGUGAAAGAAAUAAAGACCCCCCCUUGAAACACUGCCUGGGUUUGUGCUGCAUCUGGCUGAGGCCAAACAUGGAGCUGUGGGCAGAGCAGGGCUGAUUCCCUUUGGGCAGACUAGGUCUAAUUAGAGCAGAGUAAUCAAUUAGCAGUGACCUCUGACAAGCAAAAAUCAAGCUGAGGCUGUAAGCAGGACUCUGGUCUCCAAAGCUGGAUUUAAAGAACCCAGGUAUGUAUAUUGUGCCUUCUUCUAUGUAUUUUUUCCCCUGUUUUUAAUAUAUUCCUGUCCAUAGCUUCACUCCUGAGCAUGUUGGGACUCAGCCUGUUUCCAACAGAGGGAGAUCCCCCAGCCCUGCUCUGCCAAAGGGUUUCAGGCCAGGACAUCCCAGGGAACUCUGAUCCCCCUGCUGCCCUCCUGACCCUUAAAGCAACGUGGCACAGAGAA